Messenger RNA from Enterobius vermicularis (human pinworm), 723 nucleotides. NCBI's taxonomy places the organism in Eukaryota, Metazoa, Nematoda, Chromadorea, Rhabditida, Oxyuridae. The record is from the annotation of a GenBank genome assembly.
AUGACUAGAAAGGAGGACGGGAAGGAAAAGAAGAAGGAAGGGGAAGGAGGGGAAGCGGUAAGCAGAAAUAACCGAACACACGCACACACAGGUGAGUCAACGGUCUCGUUAGAUGGAAAUUGUACACGGAUUGCCAGUCGCAUUUCCGAUUUUGAGGUCAAUACGUUAUGGCUGUGUGCGCAACGGUUUUUAGCUGCAUUUGUGCUCUGUGGUUACUGUAGUGGCGCGGUCGCGAUACAGUAUACUGUCGUCAAGAGUGAAUCGUGGGUUUCGAACAACAACUUUAAUAAAACUUGCUUUGAAAAUGGAACAAAAAUAACAAAUUGUAUAACAGAUAACGGUUUACCGGUUCCACUGAAUUCCAAAGACGUUUUUAGCGGAGUGCUAUAUACAUGUACUGAACGUGGCAAUGGCACAGUGAUUCUAGGCCGUGAAACCCCGGGCGUCAAAUUAAUACCGAUAGGCAACCCAGAUGUUGGUUGCACAGUAAACGGUGUCUCCAAAAAACCCGGAGAAACGUGGAUUGACGAGGAUCGAUUUAUUCGUAAAUGUAACGGUGGUGGUUUGGUGACUGUGGAUGCCUGCCUUUUGGAGGAUAACACUACACUGUUUGCCAACUCCAAAAUGGAGCGUGAUGGAAAGAUAUAUUUCUGUAGUCCAGCAGCAGACAGUAGUAUUUCUUCAAUGUUCUCCGGUUUAACAGCAUUUUUCACUCAUACAUAA